AUGGUCUCGUCCUCUAUCAGUCGCUCCUGUGGUUCGGCUGCGACGGAUGACCAAACAUCGGCGGCAACGGUUCUCAGCGCCUAUUGUAAUCCCGACAGCACAUAUACCUUCCCCCCUCUUCCUCCUAUCUCGGAGUAUAUCACAGACAGACCAGAGUUUAAUUAUCUCGCGCCAUGUGCGGGAACCGCUCUGAAGCAGGCAGUAGCAUAUUUUAGCCGGGAGCAUUGCGGAGCCGAGCCCGCGGAACUUGCGAGCUGUGUGUGCAAGAAGAACGACCUCUCCCAUAGUAUCACGCAGAAGGUCGCCUCGACAGCAAAGGUUUCCUGCAAUAAGCAUAUGGAUGAUGUCACUUCUGCGCAGCAGAUGUUCGCUGCAUACUGCGCUAUGGUUGAUGGCACCACCAGUUUUCCCGAGCCGCCGCUUCCCCCAGGUGAUGUGACUUAUUGGAUCACCGACUUGCCCCAGUACAGCUCCCUGGCUCCCUGUGCGCAAUACGGUCUGCGCUGGGGGGCACUUCAUCAAACAUACGAGUAUUGUCCGUCGGGGCCUCAGUUCCUCGCAUCAUGCCUUUGUUUCAAGAGUGGCAUGCCUUCAGAAGUUUUGAGUACUAUUACCGCGUCGGUCAAGUACAGCUGCUCCUCGACCGCGCUAGAGGACGUCGCAUCUGCCGUAGAGGUGUACGAUUACUUCUGCAGCGCCGUCGAAGCAAAGGUGACACCUGAUGUCAAAGUGUCUGUCGCCCAAGAUAAUCUGCCAACGUCUGGCAGCCGUAACUCGGGGCCCAAGCAGACUGGCGGUUCUGGUUCUAGUGGUUCCAACGACGAGGACAAGAGUGAAGAUGGCGGACAGUCUAACAACAGUGGCGACAACUCAUCUUCCAGCAAGGUCGGUAUCGGCACGAUUGUUGGCGCUUUCGCCGGUGUGCUCGUCGCCAUUGCCGUUGGCAUCUUCGCUUUUUGGUUCAUCCGCAAGAAGCGCAAGGGCGCCGGAGCAAAGCAGCCACUCCUCGACAAUAACCAGUCCUUCGACCCUGUGGGUGGGAAGUACGAGCUGCCGGCCGAUUCCGUCCCCAUCACGGCUCUCAAGCCACCCCCGAGCCCGACGCCCAGUCCCCUCAGCCCCAACGUUUCGUCGCGCAUGGACAACAACGGGUCUCCUGUUUCUUCUCACCAUCUCGGCGCGGGCAUAACCCCCCCUCCUCCCCACUCUCCGUAUGGAGUCGCUGAGCUGCAGGGCGAGACACCGGUGCCCUCGUCCUCACCACACCCCAGUGUUGCAGAGUUAUAUGGGCAGGGUAGCCCUCAUCCUAACAGGCCUGAGUUAGAUGGGGGGUACUACGCUCCGCAGAUGUCGCCGGUACCUGCUUCGCUACAUCCAGGGUAUCAACCUGGUGCACCGCAGCAGGGUUGGCAGUCUGGUCCAAUGCCGAUGUACUACGAGAUGAACGCUGGGAGGGAUGGGGUCCGUCCGAGUUGA
Messenger RNA from Thermochaetoides thermophila DSM 1495, 1476 nucleotides. RefSeq lists its product as uncharacterized. The transcript is spliced from 7 exons. The record is from RefSeq and is a predicted model, not a curated record. Lineage: Eukaryota; Fungi; Ascomycota; Sordariomycetes; Sordariales; Chaetomiaceae. Bases 1 to 1476 code for a protein of 491 amino acids.